AUGAAUUAAGAACCAGAAAUUUCACGAUACCAUCCUCUUCCACUCUUCGGGUCUUUACCUUUUCUUUUUUUACCCUCUAGUUUUUAGUCCUUUUAUGUUAGUUCAGUUUACUACUAAUCAUUAUCUUUGAAAUGGCUGCAAGCUGUAAAUACAUUUUCGUCUGUAUCGCCUUUUCCGGACUGUUGUGGGACUCGGCGACGUGUCGUAGCUCUCGAAAAUUAUAUUCUAAUACAUGGGUCGUCCAAGUCGACGGGGGCCAAGAAGAAGCAGAGAGAAUUGCUGCAGAGAAGGAUUUCAUACUUUUAGGACAGGUAAAGAAGAAAAUUAUUGAUAUCAUUCCUUGAGAUUUUUAUCGCGUAUGGAAUAACAUCCCUCGCUCUACGCGACCGUUCGAUCGUUUGCAGGGCAAUUCAACUGAUUAUUCUCUUAUUGUUUCCUGGUAACGGGAGUUUUGCUUGAUCUAAAAAGAUGUUGUUUACUCUUGAGGUUGGAAGUUUGGAAGGAUUUUACAUGUUCAAGCAUAAGUCACAUCCUAGGCGAUCGAGACGCGAUGCAGUGGAUCUAACCUGGGAUCUAUCCGAUCAUCCAAAUGUGAGUAGUAACCUUUAGCAGCUUAUGAACUUACUGUAUUGCGUGUUUGUAUACGAUGAAAGCUUCCAUGAAACGGAAUUCAUGUGCAUUUUAGGUCGUUUGGGUAGACCAACAGAUUGUUAAAAGACGCGUAAAGAGAGAUUAUUCUCCGCAUUGGAACGACCCUGACUUUGGGAAGCAGUGGUUUCUUGUAAGUGUGAUAAUUUAGCAUAGCGGCAGUUUAUUUAGAGAUCUUUACAGCCAAAUCGCGAGGUUUAGUCUCGUUAUAAAUGAAGACAUCGACACAUUUUUAUAAUUAUUGGUCAUGUAAUGUCAAAGUCGAUCGUAAUAUAACGUUCCUGUGUAUUGGUGAUUUUCGCCGUAGAAGGGUAAAUAAACCCUUUUAAAAGCACCAGGUGGGCUCAUGAGGUAUUGGUUAACUAAAGGUUGCGAGUUUAUUGUAAAAACAUAGUGUUCAUCGUGUUAUUAAGAAACAGACGUUCCGGUAUUCCGAAAUAAAUUGUUACAUUAGUCAAGUAAGGAUCUUUUUAAACAUUGUUGUUCUUGGAAGGACUAUUGUUCAAUGCUAAGUUGUAAAUUAAUCAUUCAUUCAGAUAAUUAUCAUGUGUCGCCUCUCCGUUGCACAAUAUUUUUUAACGUUGUUAUCAUUCUUUCGGGCCAGUUUACAAUGUAUACGUUUUAUCAGUGAUGAUUCCUUGAUAAAUCGGAAAGAAAUUUGGAAUCUUUUCAAAUCUAAAUUGUUUGUUUAUUCAUUCAGCCGGUUUCAUCCAUUUUGUAUGUUGGAAGUCUCGUGUUAAGGGUGGGAGUAGGAGAUGGGAGGUGUGGGGGAGGGAAAGGGAGGGAAGGGGAGGGGGUUAUAAACAGCCAGGCCGCUUUGCUCUGGGUCACAGCUAUUCGUUUGAGCCUGCAAUAUACAUAGCAAGCAGCAUUAUUCUUAACAACAGAGUCAAAGUAAGGAAUCUAGCCAUUUAUUCAGUUACAUGACAAAAUAUUGCUCUUUUGAAGUUACAAUACUGAAAUUUUUUAUUGAUACUCCAUAUUUGCAGCAUAAUACAGACAGCAUAUUCAGAGGUUAUGACCACAAUGUUCUUCCAGUCUGGGAACAGGGUGUCACUGGAAAGAAUGUUGUUGUCUCUAUUCUAGAUGAUGGUAAGUCAUAAAAAGCAGAAACUGGUUACUUUGCUGCCAUUAUGUUAUCAGUGCUUGACUUUCAGGAAAAAAUGUUGGGGCCAGCUGACCUCAUUUUUUCAAUUUCAUUUUCAUUUUCAUUUUUCAUUUUUUCAUUUUCAGUUUUCAUUUUUGGUCACCUGAGAACAAGUAUUCUUGUCACCAAAAAUUAUAUUUAAGAACUAAUGGAAUACAAUAAACUUAACAUAUUUUACUUAGCCUUAACAGAAAAAGAGUGCUUUAGACUUAUUUUGAACUUUCUUUUGAACGGUUUUCGCUUGAGGCUCAAUUACUAGCUGGUGUUUGGGAAAAUGAACCCACACUCAAGCGUAAAUCUCCUCAAACAGGUAUUCAAGCAAUGGAACACACAUUUAAAUAAACAAACUUUAGGAAUCACAGAAAACUUAUUUGGCGUAUGAAAGAGCUAAAUCAGACCGCAAAAUUUGUUUUGCGUCCCAAAACAAAUAUUUUCAGGUUCAGGAAUGAACAUCAGUGAAACUUGAUCCAUUUCGCGGUUGCCUAUCAUUUGAUCGAAAGUCUCGAGAAAGAGGAAACGUCGCAAAUGUUUUCGGGCAAAGAAGUUGAUUUCUCGAGAAGUCUGUUAGACAAACAGCAUGAGUUCAAUGGUACUUCAUUAGAAACCAAUAAAGUAUGGCAGAGCUCUUAUUUGGGUCAUCAUACUCAACAGAAAUUUGCAUAAAGUUGUUUACAAGAAGUUCAAGAAAUAAGCGCUGUUCAUUUUAGAUUAGCUUAAGCUUUUAUCAAACUAAUCUGCUAUCGAGUCCGCAAUAAUUGAGAUACAUGAUGUUUGACAUAAAGAAAUAAUAAUAUUGUUUUAAAUCAAUGCGCUUAAAGUCAUUCCUGGAGAAACACAGGACGACCUGUUGAGAAUUGGGAUGAUUUGCCCGAAAGUUGAUAAGACUUCUGUCGAAUUCAUCACUUGUGAUUUUUCACAAUCCUCUUUCAAGUAAAAGUCAAAUGUUAGAUGGACCAACUGUUAGAUCACAUAAGAACAAUCUGUAGAGUGUUGGAAGAAAUCGUUGAAGCGUUUAGACAAACUGUUAGAGUGUUAGAAAAACUGUCAGCUACCAUUAGUUAUGUAAAGGAUAACAAAUUAUCAUUAGUACACUUUUUCCCAAAGAAGAAAGUCAUCUAUCUUGGGGGCCAGGUUGGCAACCAGGCAUGAAAAUUUAGUCGCCACUGAAUAAAAGCUGGUUGCAUUGGCGGCCCCACAGGUCACAACAUCGAGCCCUGGUUAUCCUCCUAGAUGUAUGCAUUAGCUUUGUUUAAUUAUCUCCUAGAUGAUACUUCUGCAAUUUUUUAUUGAUCUGUUCAUUCCUUUGAGUACAGAUUCAAAACAAAGUAUGAUUAUUUUAUUUCACAUUCCACAAGACAGAAUCCUUGUAAGAAUACAAGGCAUGCCAUUUUUUUCACACAUGCUCACAACAUCAAUUUCCUAAUAUUCAAAUGUUUUUUAAAUUUUUUUAUUCCUGUUUUAUAUGCCAACAAUUCUGGUUUUCAAGUUUUUCCUUUAUUUACAGUCCCGCUCAAAAGUAAGUUGACACUUGAAGCUCAAAACUCGAGACUCGAUCCUUGCCUCUCGAAGCUUGAACGCUUCAAGUUUCGAAAUGCAAGGAUCGAGUCUCGAGACGGGAGGAUCACGUUUCGGUGAUCAAGGAUCGAGGAUCCAAGAAGCUAGGUUUUCCGAAAAAGCGAUGUUGUACAGUCACGUAUAGGUGAUCCAACUUGAUUACCUAAACCUUCUGCAGCAAGUUUGCACCUACGUGCCUUCUUUCCUUCUGACAUCCCAAGCGUAUGCCUCUAGCAGCGCCCAAAGGCCCCUCACAACUUACUUUUUCUUGAUGGAAACUAGGAAAUCUUAGCUGUUCCAUAGAAAUCAUAUGCUGGACCCUGGAUUUCACGGGCUAUAAGAGCGCUUCAAUUUUUCUCACAGCAAAGCUUUUUUUAUUGGUUUGAUCUAGUAGUUAGUGUCUGCCAUAAUGAUAAGUAAAGAGUAAAGUGUAACAGCAUAAUUUGAAAAUCAAGAGCAUGAUGCUACAUGUAUAUCGUUUGUUUAUUUGUUUGUAGGUAUUGAAUAUACACACAAUGACUUAAAGGCAAACUAUGUAAGUUACUGAAUGUAGAUUAUUUCCAAAAAAUUAUUUUGCUUCCUCACAAAAAUGUCUAAAAGAUUAAAGGUGAUGUUACAUGGGACGAUUCACAACAACAAUUUUUAGUUUAACACGAUGUUGCAAUGUUGGAACAAUGUUGUACCUAUUCGAAACAAUGUUGCAAAGCUGUGCUGCGCUAAGAAUUGUCAUUGCGAAUUAUCUCGUGUAACAUUACCUUAAAACAGUCCAGCUUGAAUGACUUCUCCAGUUGGACUGGAUCAUUCCAUAUUCGAAACAAUAUUGCAACAAUGUUGCAAUGUUGUGUUGCGUUAAGAAUCGUCAUUGCGAAUCGUCUCGUGUAAGAUCACCUUAAAAUGGUCCAGCUUGAAUGACCUGUCCAGUUGGACUGGAUCAUUCCAUACAGUCUACAAUACUCGUCACAUAUCGUUAAAACAGAAGCCAUUUGUCUUGAAUUUUCUCACAAUUUCUUACAUGCACUCUCCACACCUUUGUUAUCACUCAAAUGUGCCCCUCUCCUUCCCCAAUGUUGAGCCACAUGUAUUUUGGAGCACUGAAGUGACUGCAAUCCCAAAUCAACACUGGGGAGGGGAAAAUCACACAAGUGUUUCAAGAUUUGUGACGAGUAUUGUAGCUUGUACCAAAAUUCCUGAAAAACCUCAAGUUGGUUGAGUGGAUGACACCCAACAAGCAGAGCUUGCUUUUGUCUUCUUCUUGAUUUGGGAGGAGAAAAAAGGGCUUUGCCUGAAUCGUCUUAAACUUAUAAAGGUGCCACAGCCCAAACUUGUGGACUCAGCGUGCAAAGAAAGUCAUGUCUGAUAGCCUGGGGCUAGUGGAUUUUGUUAUCGGGCUAGUGAAUUCUGUUCUUAAUUUGCCCAACAGGCAAGUGAUGUUUUUUGAGGAAUUCAAUUUGAAGAAGAACUGUGAAAUCAAUUAAUUAUUCGGCUCAUCAAAAAGCUUUGGGGGCUAGUUGAAAUGAUGUUUGGGCUAGUAAAUGCUAGCUUCAGCUUGCCCAAAUGGCAAGCUGUAAAAAUGAUUUUCUUUGCACCCUGGACUAGUCAAUAUCGUAUCCUCUCCUCUUCAAACAGCUUUUUUGAGUUAAGUGUGAGCAUCUGUAUAUUGAUAAAACGACGGUCAUUAUUGAGCCCACUGCACUAAGCACACGGCUUUUAGACCAGGGUUCAAAACUGUGUUCUAGUAACUUGAAGCGCAUGUUCAACUCUUCAAAGAUCUAACUUGAUUUACGCAGUGUUUGAUAAGUUCGCCAAAUUGGGCAAGUAAAAGAAAGACUCAGCUGGCAGCAGGGUGAUUCCAUAUCCACCUAAACUCUGUUAUACUGAAUAUACAUGAAAGUAUGUUUUUGCUUUCUUUCUUAACUCCUCCACCACCUACAAAUUAAAUGAAAAGUAGUGAGGUAUUUACUUUCCCGUAGUUGAAAAUACUACACUUUUUUUCUUUAUAUUUUUUUACUUUUUUAGGAUCCCAAAGCUAGUUAUGACUAUAAUAGUAAUGAUGCAGAUCCUGCCCCUAGACCAACCUGGAAUGAUGAAAACAGGUUUGUUUGCCAGCAUAAAAGAUUAGAAGAGUACUUUAAUGUUCUGUUUGUGAAAACAAUUAGCGAAAACAACAACAAUAAAAUACUAGACAUGCGCUUGAACUAUUUUGGUAUGGUUAGUUCAGUUUACAACUUAAAUUGACCUCUGGAAAAGAUGACAGGGAUCCUAAUUCUGUCCAUUCUGUGUAUCAGAAUGACACCAUGUAUUUAUCUCAGACUGAAUUAGACUACGCAGAUUUAAUAACCAUUAUGUAAUGGGUAUGUAACAGGUCAAAAUUAAAUUCAGGUUAAACCUUUUUAAACAAGGUUGAUUUUCAAUUUCCUUUGUCUCCUAGCCACCUAGGUUAAAAAAUUUUGACCUGUAACAGAUAUUCAGCGUAAAUUAAUGUUUUUGACAUGUUGGGUUGUAUUUUGCAGGCAUGGUACAAGGUGUGCAGGAGAGGUGGCAGCCACAGGAAACAACAGCCUCUGUGGAGUGGGAGUAGCACCUCAGGCUAAAGUUGGAGGUGUGUAUGUUAUUUGACAACUACAUGUAAUGAAUGACAGUCAAUCACACCUCUUGACUAUUAAAUACAGUCGCACCUCCACUAACAGUCACCUCUCCACAACGGCCACCCCUCUACAGUGGCCUCUUUAUUUUGUCCCAGCGGACAGUCCAUGCAUUUACUCUUAUUUAAAGCUCUCCUUAAUUGCCACAUCUCUACAAUGGCAGCAGCCACUAAUGCUUGUCCCCAACUGCCAAAAUAACUUCUCGACAACAGCCAGUUUUUUCAGUGACUGAUCAAAAAGUCAAGAAUGCUCAUGAAUUUUUUCGUGGCAAUUGUAUUUUGAUGUUGUUUAAUUUAUUUUGCUGCAGUAAGCAUAACUUGUCUAUGAUACUUCUAGUGAGUGUUGCGAACCUUGCACAUUGUGUCACGUUAACAUUUUGAUUCAAGACAUAAUUCAAGCUUUUUGUGUACUUAUCUCUACACAUUAUAUAUGAUUGGAUUACCAUGAUUAUGGGACACAGUAAGCAUAAAUUAACACAGCACAAAAAUUCAUGUUGUGCUCCCAAAGAAAAACUUUGUGAUAUAACACCCCUACCUCUCCACAGGGGCCACAUUCUUCUCUCCUCAAGCUGGCCGUUGUGGAGAGGUUCAACUGCAGAAAAAGACAAUCAAGUCUUCUUACUUUGGGACUUGAUACGAUGAUACAGUGUUUAAGUAUCAUUACAAUGUGUACAGGAAAGAUCAGAUCAGUAUGAGAUUUUAGGAAACUCCCCUCCCACCCCUCCCCUAAACCGACAUUUUUAAGAAGUUUGCAUGCUACAACUGUAAUGUUGAGUUAGGGUAGGGGUUGGCAGGCAGUUGCUCAGAGUCUUGACCCUUUCACAGCCAGAGUGUUUGAUAAAGGUUUGCAAGGUGACCCUAACUUUUGAGUCCGUGAACGAAAUCCUAUGGUGUGACCAUUCAAAUGAAAGCUCUUUGCCUGUACUUUCACAUGAUACUAUUUACUAAUUUAUUUCUCAAAAUUUUAGACAAUGAAAUUUGGUCGAAAUUUGCCUUUGGCCACAUUUGACAGUGAAAGGGUUAAACAUGUACUUAUAUAUCUGAGAGGUCUUAAAAAGGCUGCAUAGAAGACUAGUGUUCACUUUAAUUGAUAAAUUGAGCCCUUACUAAGUGUUACCAGUGGAAAGGUGUCCACCAUAGAGAGGUAGGAUAUGCUCAGUUGGUAGAGCACGUGGCAGCAGAGCAGGAGGUGGUGGGUUUGAUUCCUGUCGUGGACCAAUACUUGGGGUCUUAAAUCACUGAGAAAUGAAGGUAGUUCCUUCACCCUGCCAAAGGCUAGACUUUUGCUUAGCUCGGAUGACCAUGUGAAAGGGUGUUAGCAUCUAUAGCAGGAGACGUUAAAAUAGUGUCCUCAAUAAUUAGUAAUUUUUUAAUAAGUGCUAAAUUUAAUACAUUGACACCCAAAUAAAGUGCGUUUUUUAAUUUAUAGAAUGUUAAGCUAUCUUUUUCACUUAAAGAAAACUCUCAUCUAGUAAGGUAAUGAUAUUGACUGUCUUUCUUGGGAAGAGAGUAAGUCAGCUAUGACCAGCCAUCCCUCAAGAGGACGUGUCUUCCUGAUAGGGAUGAGGCUUUGCAAAGUGACCAGAGUUGACUAUAUUUUAUUGUUGUAUGUAUCUUCAGGUGUACGAAUGCUGGAUGGUGAUGUAACAGAUGCGGUAGAGGCAUCUUCAUUAAGUCUCAACCCUCAGCACAUAGAUUUAUACAGCUCAAGCUGGGGACCAGAUGAUGAUGGGCGGACUGUGGAUGGACCAGCUAAGUUGGCAAAGAAGGCAUUUGCUGAUGGCGUGCAAAUGGUAAAUUAUAAUUUUAGAAAUAAUAUUGUACUUAUUGGUAAUCAACAGUGCUUCAUUUGCUGGAGCAUGAAACCAAACAGUUUGUACAUGUAAAGGCAAUUUACUCCUCCAAAUUACCAAACCUGGUAAUCAACUGUAUUGUGUCGAUUGCUAGCAAUAAAACACUGUACAUGUUUCUUUAUUUGUGGCAAAUUGAAUGUUACUUAAUACCGUAAGUCCUCUAUUAAGCCCCCCCCCAGGGGGCUUAUCUAUUUCAAACACAUUUAAGGAGGGGCUUAAUAGAGACAGGGGGCUUAUUUGAGAGGGAACGGCAGGGGGAGGGAGCUUAUUUAAUUUGGCAAAGACAGUGGUAUCAGUUCUCCAUAAAGCACUGGAAUAAAAAGUGGAAAAGCUCAAGUACAAGAAGUUGGAGGUCGUGCAGCCAAGGAUCAAAAGCAAAUCUGAACUUCCAGUUGGUGAAUAAACCAUCCCGGAUCAGUCUACACGAAAUUUUUGCAGUUGUGAUUGAUUAAUACAGUCUAUCAUUUAUUAGUGAAGAAUAAUAAAGGGAGGGGAAGGCGGGGGGGGGGCUUAUUAACUUGCUUCCCCUGAAAAGAGAGGGCUUAUUAGAGAGGGGAGGCUUAAUAGAGGUUUUACAGUAUUACAUGUACUAGCAAUGUUGCUCCUUUCAAGAAAAUGAAAUUCAAUAAUUCAGUACAAUUCAUGUAAUAUAUAUUUUCUCUCUUGAUUUAGGGUCGUGGUGGAUUAGGCUCUAUUUAUGUGUGGGCUUCAGGUAAUGGUGGUAGAAGCCAGGACAGCUGCAGUUGUGAUGGUUACACAAACAGCAUUUAUACGCUCUCAAUUAGCUCAGCAACAGAACAUGGCACAUCACCAUGGUAUUCUGAAUACUGUGCAUCCACUCUGGCUACCACCUUUAGCAGUGGAAAUUUUGACAUGAGAAAAAUAGUAUGUAUCUUUUCCAUUUUUUUUUAGCCAAAUACCAGAGAAUAUGAUAACUAGCGUAAAUGUUUUUUGCAAUGAAUGACUGGAUUGGUAAGUGGUUGGUGUUUAUUGAUAGUGAAAGUGCACUUUUAGCUAGUUUACAGGCACUCCUCUCAGAUCUCCCUAAUAGUCACACGUAGUCAUAAUAUAGUUCAACUCCCCAACCAUUAGAAGGGAGCUAGUCAGCAACAGAUCCAGAGGGGAUGAGGUUCUAGGGGUUCCAUCCCCUCGCUCCCCUAAAUGAAUUAAUCAGACCAGAAACAGUCAUGAAAUUUGAUAGCUGAGUGCUUUGAUCUUGGGUUUAUUACCCUUGUUAAGGAUAACACAUUUACGAGAAAUCAUUAUGUUAUGACCAAAAAGCUAGUGGGGUGGAAAUGACUUGCUGUAAAAGGGUUGUUAAAAAGCAUGUUGAGCUCAAGUUUGGACUCCUCCAAUAAAGAAUUUCUGGCUCUUCCCCUGCCAGUUAGCCAUUUAUAAACUUAGCUGAGGAGUUUGAUGCAGGACUGCUGUAACACAACUCCGACUAAUAGUCAGGGCGGGACUUCUUAAACCAGGGCCUGCUGCCCAGACUGCAUUUGUGACACAGUGGACGCUUUUACCUUCUUUAUGAGAAACAAAGUUUACUUUGGCAAAAUUAGGAAAAGUGUAUGAUUAAUUUGUUUUAUCUUCAAAAGGUUACAACAGACCUACAUGGCCGAUGUACAGACUCACACACAGGUACAUCUGCCUCAGCUCCUCUGGCAGCAGGAAUAUUAGCGCUUGCAUUAGAAGUUAAGUGAGUAUCUGGGUAUAUUUCUUGGCCUAUUUUUUAUUUGUUUGAUUAGUGCACUGGAAAUCGUAGUAUAAGUGCGUUGUUAACUGCAGGUGGUUUUUGCCUAGUGGUGUGUAUUGUUUAGCAAGAAAUGAUGUUUAGAGUGGUGUAGUGACUGUACUAAUAUUAAUGUGCUUUGUUUUAUCAGUCUCCGGGGGGGGGAGGGGGCAGAGACCAUUUUGGAGUAAUAAAGCAGGCAUUACGGUUCACUGUUCCUCCACUUAUCAUACAUUUGCAAGCCAUCAUAUUAUUUUACAAACCAAAUAAAAAAACAUGGCAGUUGUCACUUGGUAUACCAUCCAAUACAGCAAAUAUUUUGUAUAAAAAUAACUUAUUUUGCUACUCUUUGAAGCUCCCAAAGUUUCUCUUGCGGUUCUUGCUGUUAAAACAGACUCCUUUGCAACCUCAGCUUUACAGAUAAUGUCUGUUCUCUGCUUAUGGUCAUCCAAUACCUUUAUUUGAUGUUUGGCAGUCAUCUUUUCUUCAUUCUUAGUUUCUUUCUUUUUUUCUUCUCUUUUUUGUUGGGGGUGGGGGGGGGGGGGGUGUUCUCUGAGUAUUCAUUCUUAGUUUCUUUCUUUUUUUCUUCUCUUUUUUGUUGGGGGUGGGGGGGGGGGGGGGGAUCUCCAUUAUUUUGGGAUACAAGGGAGUGGGGGCACCCAAAAAGAUUUCUAAUGAAGAGGCGGGUCAUCUUAUACUACGGGAGAUACUCAUCAAAUCCCACAACCCUCCCCUUGCCCAAAUGAACGGUCCCUAAAUUGGCUUUAAAUUUUUUACAGGUUUUUUAUUUUUGAAAAAUGUGAAAUCCAAUAUGUGGAUUCUUUUAGAGGAAUUAUACCAUCAUUGACAUGCACAUAAUUAUGUUAUUUGUUUAUAGCCGUAACUUAACCUGGAGGGAUAUGCAACAUUUGGUUGUACGUACCUCCACCACAGUACAUCUUCAGUCAGAUGACUUUAUUGUAAAUGCAGUUGGAAGAAAGGUCAGCCACAAGUUUGGUUAUGGUUUACUUGAUGCACUAGCACUUGUCAAUCUGGCAAGAAAAUGGAAAACUGUCCCACCACAGCACAUUUGCCGCGAGACACCAGAAGCACAACAGAAGUAAGUGUUAUUUUAAUUAAGAAUGUGCCAAUUAUUAUUUCAUCAAAAUGUUGAGACUCUCUAUGGGUUCCCGACGAAAAUGAACAGAAGUCGCGUCGAUCACUGUUGAUGGAACCACGAUCUUAGAGAUUCAAGCGACGAUCGCAUUGCAAGAAAUAAACUAUUAAACGUCUCUAUUAAACUGGCAAAAAAGUGUACGCGGUUGGUUUCGCUGCAUUGAUUGACCGGGUAGUUGUCGACAAUGUAACUCUGUAGUAACGAGCACUGAUUGGAGGAUCCAACUGGAACUGGAAUUGGAUUGCCAUUCCUAUCAAGUUUGACAACGAUAGUCGUGUGAUGACUGCAAAGAAAUCUGGCAAAAAUUGUGCUGCACGUUCAGAGUUUUUAAUCAUUAUUUUCUCGUUUCCGUCGUCAACUUCGUGGUAGCUCAAACUCGCUAUUAGCUCGCAAAACAAUUAUUCAGAUAUGAGACGAUUUCGUUGAAAAAUCGACAAUUUGACGGAAAACGCACAACGCAAACGAUGUUCUCAGGUACCCACAGAGAGCCGAGGCUCAGUGUUCACUUUGGUACCCACGUUUUGGCUUGAAAGUGUCCUUGAAAAGUCCGAUACUGUUCCACAGAAUUCACCUGCAGAUUUAACAACAGUAAAAGCCAUCCUAAAAGACUGUGUAGUAACCAAGAAGGAUUUCAUUUUAAUAAAAAACUCAAGCUUUAGAAAAACAGUUGAACCACUCUCUCCAAAGUGUGAAAACAAUCCAAGUUUUCCCUCAUGUCGUUGCCGAAUCAACAAGCUCUAAACAUUUGAGUAAAUUUGCCAGGUUACGGUGCUACCGUCUUUUUAUUUUAACACAGAUCUUAUAUUAGUACUUUUUAGGGCCCCUGUUGAUACACUGUAAGCAGUUUUUAUUUAAUUUUACAUUGAAAAAUACGGAAAGUGUAACCCUGUUGAAAUAAAGGUAUCUUUUAAUUGUCAACAAUUCGCGUUCCAGACCUAUCCCUGGUAAAGGCACUCUGAAGGUGACCGUUACAACAACAGGUUGUGAAGAUGACAGCCACCAUGUCAAAUACCUAGAACAUGUGCAGGCCGUCAUCACGCUGAGCUUUUCUCGCCGAGGUGACCUCAGCAUCAAACUAAUAUCCCCUCGUGGCACGGUAGCAAUUUUACUGGCUCAACGGAGACAAGACUACUCAAGCAGUGGUUUUACUGACUGGGAGUUCAUGUCAACUCACACCUGGGGUGAAGAUCCGAAGGGAACAUGGACGUUGGAAAUCGAGAACCACGGUAAAAUUUUGAAAUUACGAUCGUUUCGCUACAAAGUCAUUUUGCUUCAUAAUGAAGUCGUUUCGCUGCAUCAAAAAGUCGAUUCGCUGCAACCAACUUUUUGUAUUAAACAGUGUAAAACAAUUUAGAAUGAACUACUUAAUGGGCAAUAACGCAUUAAGUCAGCGAAACGACAUUGCAGCUUCGCAGCGAAUCGACUUCAUUAUGCUGCGAAACGGCUUGUAGCGAAACGACCAUACUCCGAAUUAUGGAUCUCUGUGAGUCUGUCAUGAUCAGUUUUGGGGAGCCAUGUUGGCGCAGUGUUGAGAGCACUUGCCUCCCACUAAUGUGGCCUGGGUUUGUAUCUCGGUGUUGACGCCAUAAUUCUGUCGGUUGAGUUUGUUGUUGGUUCUCUCCCUUACUCCGAGAGGUUUUUCUCCGGGUACUCCGGUUUUCCCAUCUCCUUAAAAACUAACACUUUCAAAUUCCAUUUCGAUCUGGAACGCACGAACACGUUUCAACGAGUUCUUAAGAGCUCCUAAGUGCUCCGUGGUUAAAUAAAUAAAUAUUACGAUAAUUAAUUAAUUUGAAGCAUUCAUUAGAAUACGGUUAAACUCUGUCAAAGAAAACUGUUCAGGGCACAAGGAAUUACAUAUUAAUUUUUAUAUAAUUAUGGAAAAAACUCGUUGGUCUAAUCGUUCAAAGCAUAUUUGUAUGUCCCGCAACAGAGAAAUUUUGCAAUAUUAUUGACAAUAACAAUUGUUUGAGAGAUUUAGCAUUAGUUUACGACAAACGGCGAAGCGUCAGAGUUAAGAUUACAAUCUAUUACAUUAGGAAAUGAUCAUCUAUCCAGGAAAUGAUCAGCUAUUCAAGAUAAUUCUUAUGGAAAAACAAUUGGCAUGAAGCUACUUAUUUUCAUGAAGAUACGAUGAACUGUAAACAACAAGUUCAUGUAAAGGGAAAACUUUGUCUGUGGUACAAAGUGGUAUUUGCCGUUUACUGUAAACAUGAUUCGAGAUCUCUCUUUUUAUGAGUUGUAGCGCCUAAGUGACCUCAGAUAAGCAAAAAUGGUAAGCAAAUGGUUAAAAGCCUGUCAGGCAAAAAUAUAGCAACAACUGAGGCAGACAACUUUCAAGUUCAGAUUUGGCAUUCAAGACCCCACAUAAAAAUAAUGGUGUUUCAAAAUCUUGUUUAUUUAUUAAUUUCAUUUAUUCCAAAGUAGAACAAUUACAAUAAUUAUCUCGCAGCAUCUGCUUGCAAAGAAAGUAAUGUCCGAUAGCAUAGGCCUAGUGAAUUCUGUUCUUAACUUGCCCGACGGGCAAGGGAAGUAUUUUGAGGAAUUCAACUUACAGAAGAACUGUGAAAUCAAUUCUACUCAUCAAAAAAUUUGGGAGGCUAGUUGAAUUGACGUUUGGGCUGGUAAAUGCUAGCUUCAGCUUGCCCGAAUGGCAAGCUGUCAGAAUGACUUUCUUUGCACCUUGCAUAUAUACACACACACAGACUACACACCUAAGCAAUCAUAAACACGCAAUUAUACAAUUUAUUUACUACACAGGAUCAGCUUAUUCAAAGCUAUGCCUAUCGUUAUUUUACAAGUGCAGGGGUAAUUUUCAAAAAGAAAAAAAGAAGAAACUAAAUAAAGUACUUACAAAGUCCACUUGUGUAAUCACUUUUGUAAAAGAAGAAAAUAAACAGAUUACCAGGUCCACUUGUCCAUUAGCUUUUGCAUAUAAACUCUUAUUCUUAGUGCAAAUAAAUUUUUCCAUUUCUUACUUACUGUUAACUCUAACUAUAAAACUGUCUGUCUGUCGGAAGUUUCAAAAUCUUGUUGGAAAUGUGGAAAGGAGACAUUAAAAGUUUUUAGGUACACGUAGUUCUCGAGAAGUUAUCCUGCAUUGUAUCACGUACACCUCCAUGUGUUCAUAUAAAUGAAAAUGGGAUUGUUUUUAAGGCUCUUCAAGUAGCAGUGGUGUUCUUAAAAACUGGUAUUUGGUAAUGUAUGGAACUGAAGAACCAGCUGUUUCCAGUGAUUCCAGUAAGGAACCAAUUCCUGCCUGUAGCAUGGAAUGCCAGAAUGGCUGUACAGGACCAAGAGCUGACCAGUGCAAGGACUGUAAACACUUUAGGAGUAGUACCAGCAAUGUAAGUACACGCUCAUUAUUAAAGCUCUGUUGGACGUAAACUGUCUUCACAGAACUUCCAGAAAAUUUUAGUCUUUUUAUAGUGAAUGUGGGCUCACAAAUUCUAUUUGAUUUGCGCACUUCUUGGGGUCAAUUAUCAGCUACUGUGCGGUAAAUAAAUGUGCGCUCUUCCCCCCAAAAACAGCGGGACUCGUGAAUUUGUUAUGAUAAUCAUAUAUUUCCACCAAUUAGCUCGUUGCCUGCCGAAAUCGAGUAGGCGGCAUGAACUAUUUUUUCCAGAGCAGAUUUCAGUAGCGGAUAUUAAGGUAUCGUAUUUUCCAGCGGUUUAAGCUUCAAAACCUGGCAGAUUUACAACAAAAAGCCUUGAGAAGCUGGUGAAUGGUGAGGAUAUUUUGUAAUUUAACCAACUGUAUUAGGAAAGUCACCUAUUUUCCAGUCUGCGUGGACAGUCUGCAAGUGACCAGCUUUUAAUAGAAAUAUAUUUUAUUUCAACUGUAGGAGUGUGUUGCUGGUUGCUCCAAGUCAGAGUAUCAAGAUGAUGCUGGAAAGCUUUGCAAACCAUGCAGUCACACAUGUGCAACUUGUCACGGACCCAGCACAUCAGACUGUCUCUCUUGUACUCCUCCACUAAUCCUGCACAAUGGAAGCUGUGUAAACUUUUGUCCUGAUGGCACAUUCACACAUGUGCAAGAUUCUGUCUUGAUCUGUGCAAAAUGUGACUUCACGUGUCUGACAUGUGCUGGCAAUGCAACUGCCUGCGCUUCAUGCACAUCAGAGUACAAGCAUGUCCCUGGUCGAUGUGUGAAGAAAUGUGGUGAAGGGAAGUAUGUCGACGCAGAAGGACUAUGCCACUCUUGUCACCCAUCCUGCAAAAAUUGCGAUGAAGGCAGUGCAAGUGCCUGCACAGAAUGUGCAGCCAAAGAUAACCAGAAGUUAUUUCUACACAAGGGUGAAUGCAAGGCUUCUUGUCCAAGUGGUUUCUUCGAAGAAGCAGCAAGUCAGGACUGUAAACCUUGUGAUUCAACCUGUGACAGUUGCACUGGUCCGUCCCCAUCGCAGUGCAUGUCCUGUAGUCAGGGGCUUUUCAGGAUAGGAGCUCCAACUGGCUCGUGCAAACCAACCUGUCCAGAGGGUAAGAAGUUUGAUGUACUUGAACUUGAAGAGUAGAUGUGUUUCAUACUGUACUCAUUUUUUGUAGAAAGUCGAUUAGCAUUUUAUCCCGUAGGGGUCUUCCAGUCUCUUGUACUUGACUGAAAGCGUUACAAAAUGUAUCAGUUGCUGGAAAGUUAGGGCUGUGGAAGUGAACACAACACAAGGAUUAUAGUUACGUCGAGACUUACAGAUUCUAGAUAUUUAAUCCAGUGAAGAAAAAAUGGAAUAGAUUUUAUUUAACACGAAGUGCUUACAAAGCGCGCUGUUGUGCAUCUACGACUGGAGAGAAGACCGCCAUCUCUAUGUGAUCAUUCAAAACAUGUGAAGCUCUGACCAACAGAAUCUUCCAGGGUUUUUUCAGCUUUUGACUAGGACCAGUUAGCGAAAAUCUGUUAACACGGCUGGAUAGAACGCCUUCAAACUAAGAAACUAGUAAAAAAAAUGCCAAGUUUGAAAGUGAUUUGUUGAAAAAAACGAAGAUGUAGCUCCUUUAAGUCGCAGAAUUGUACAGACGUUUGUAUGAUGGGGGCAAGUUCGUGCCCCCACCAUACAAACGUCUUUAAAAUUUCACGACUUUUUGGAGAAAUAUCUUCAUUCCCUUUGGACGUAUCACCCUUAAACUUGGUUAGCUUCCUAAUUUUAAGGCACUCUUUCCAGCGGUGUCGAUGGAUAUUCAUCAGAACGUGAAAAAAAAAACAAAAAAAAAAACGGAAGGGUCUGUUGCAGAGCGAAGGCAGUAUCCUCUUCCUUGAGUUUUGACCCAAGCAUAGGUCAUUUUGAGGUCAAACUUGGUCGAUGUUUUGGGGGACAAAUUUUAACCCGGUUUUCUGCACAACUUUAAAUAGAAGAAGCCAUAGCAACCCAAAAAAGUCCCAUAGUGCAAUUCGAAACAACACCCACCCAGUCUACGCUCAGCCUCGAAUUAAUCGGGUAACCAUGGUAACCUCCUACUCAUUAGACCAGCGCUGUGCCAAAUGAGCCAACCCUACCAUAAAACUAGACAGUGCAUCCUCAAUCAUACAUCACUGUUCUCUCUUCAGGCCAGUAUCCUGAAUCAUCUAAUGGCACAUGCACGCCUUGUCCAUCACUGUGCAAGAAAUGUAACCCUUCAGAUCCCAGUAAAUGCACCAGUUGUCCUAAAGGCGAGUUUCUUUAUGCACAUGGAUGUAUACCUGCUGAGCAAUGCCCAGUGGGCACGUAUGCAAACGGCACAACUGGGAAGUGUGAAACUUGCCCACUGGGAUGUUCAUCGUGUAGUCAGUCUUCUGACAUGAAGUGUCUGGCUUGUUCAGAAGGUUUUGUCUUGUACAAGUCUAAGUGUUUGAUACGAUGCCCUGAGGGUACCUUCCGCAAGCAUUCCAACAGGUUAGUGCGAGUAUUUGUAUUCUGUAUGGGAUGAGCAAGUCAUCCAUACUGUCCUUGAAGAAAAAUUGUUCGAGAUUAAGAUUAAGAAUCUUGAUAAGCAAAAUUUGUACUUGAUAAUUGGUCUAUAUUGGUUGGUGUACGUUCGGCAGAAGUGCUGCAAUGAGCAGCGUGAUGUCUUCAUGUGCUGUGUUAAAGCUAUUUUAGUAGCAAGUUCAAAUCUCGCGCGUAAACUAGCGGCGAUUUCAUGGCGACUUGUUGUUAUUGGCGAAUUUCUGCGCGAAAGUUGCCAACAACCUAUCUUUGUCUUCUUGUCGGUUACCUUUUGAUUUAAGACCCAUACACUACAGUUACCGCUGCGUAAAGAUUGGAAAAUUACACCAAAACCGCCACGAAAUCGCAGCAGAAAUGGCGUGAAACUUACCGGUGGACUGAAUAAAAUGACUUUUGAAAGUAGCGAGCCUGUCCCAGUUUCCUUUUGAUCUACUUAUUUUACCAUUAACAGUUGCGUGCCAUGUAGCCCAUCGUGCCAGACAUGCUAUGGUGAUAGAAGUGACCAGUGUCUCUCUUGCACUCUUCCAAAACAUCUCAUGGGCUCUACAUGUGUCUCUGAGUGCCCAAAGGGGAUGUUCCACAGCCAGGUGUCUCAUACUUGUGCAGCUUGUUAUGCAACUUGCGAAUCGUGCAGUGGACCAAACGACAACGACUGUCACUCUUGUAAAGGUACGUAACUACUAUUCCUUAUUACGAAAGGCUGAUCUUGGUUUUUUUUCUUCGGUUGCAAAUCUUCCGUUCGCCACUUAAGAGCUGAGGAGGAAACCGGGCCGAGUUAACUUUUGCAAAGACUUCUGGGACUGUUGCUAGGACAUGGAAAACUUGGCCAAUAGCUGAUCGGCGCGUCCAACGAUCCCAGAAACAAUUGCGGGAGAUAUCUAGGUUCCAGUUCCCUUCUCAUUACCGAAGUGGCGAAUUGACGUACAUGUACUUUGCUGUCGGACUACGAAAGAAAAAUCUAAUCAUGCGUGUGAUAGAUAUUCUGAAAAUAGUAAGGUUAACCAUGUUGUGUGUUGCUUGUUCUUUUUACCCCCCUGAGUAAUUCUCUUAAGAGUUUUCGUAAGUUUUACAACCAAAAUCGUAUUUUAAUUAGGGAAUUGUUCAUGCAUCGUUCCCUAGAAGUGUUUUUCACAGUUUCAUUUUGAAUGAUUUACUUUAUUUAUUCACGUGAACAGUACACUCUGCCAGAAGCUGACCAACCCUCAAGAGUCGAAUACUUUGUCAAUUCCAUCACAACAAGAACCUACCGUGAAAGAUCUAAUAGAUGCCCUCUCUCAAAUAAACGCCUCUCGUGUAAUAAUGCUACUACGCUGUCAAGUGUAUUAGACACCCCUAGUAAACGCCCCCUAUUUAAUAGACGCCCCCACCCCGAGACAGAUAAAGGCACAGUUUUCCGUGCUGAAUGAUCAGCCAACCCUUCCAGACCUCAAUUGUACGUAGUAAUUCCUUAUAGCGAAAGAAUAGUAAGAUUGUUGUUAUAAGGUGGAUGGGCUACAAUUUUUCCACCAUUUUAACUUAAACCAAAAUAUUCAUAAGUUAGUCUUUACAUACUCGGUACUUACCUGUUGUUCUUCUUUUAGCCGGCUGGUCUCUUGUUGGCGGCAAGUGUCAGUCAUCUUGUCCAAGUGGUAAUUUCAAUGGAAGUGAAGGUUGCCAGGCGUGUAAUCCGGUUUGCCUUGAAUGCAAUGGUCCAUCUCAAGAAGACUGUCUCAGUUGUAGCGACAUUAAAUUUCUUAACCUGCAGACAAACCAGUGCUCUUAUGAAUGCCCCGAAGGCUAUUUUGGAGAUUUGGACACCACCCAUUGCAAGCCGUGUCCCGCAGGUUGCAAGGAAUGCAAAAAUGGUGCAGAAUGUUUGUCCUGUGGACCAGGCCUAUUGCUUGUUGGUAAUUCCUGCCAAACUCAAUGUCCCACUGGUCACUUCCACAGCAAUGUAUCAGACUCUUGUGAACCGUGUGAUGGUAUGUGCAAGGAGUGUGUACGGUCUGCCAGCAACUGUAUCAAGUGCCGGGACCAUGAGGUGUUGAGUGAAGGGCAUUGUGUCAGCAUUUGCCCAGCUGGUUCAUUUCUAUUGUCAGACAAUAAUAACUGCAUGCCCUGUCAUCCGUCCUGUAAAACAUGCACAGGGCCUACCGACAAUGAUUGCACAGGCUGCAAUGCUGCUUCUGUUUUGACAAACUCAAGGUGCCUGGCAUCUUGUCCUUCCGACUACUUUUUUGAUAAAGAAGCGAGUCAAUGCCGACCAUGCGACUACUACUGUUCAUCUUGCGAAGGAGGUAAGCUUGUGAUAUAAUGUAAAUUGGAUGAAUAGGUGUAGUCAGUUGCAUCGACGAUGUUCUGAAUUGGUAGCUUACAUCCUUACGUCUAAAACAAUGUAGGUGUGAUGGAAAAAUGGGAUACCUUGCCGAAUUAUAAGUUUAAAAAAAUUAAUUUAAUCCCUUUCAUUGUAUACAAGUCGUUAUAGUCAGACACGAAAAGAGCAGCGCCGAAGGAUUAUUAUCGAACAGUUCAUAUAGAUGGAACAAGCAAAAUAGUUUUAUUACGUUUUAUAGACAUAAAUAAUUGAUAAAGGAAAACAUUGCCGUGAAGCAGGUCAGUAAGUGGGAUCCUGAUUUGGAUAGCUGGCCAAGUUCCUUUCCCAGCAAUCUCCCCUGUUAAUUAUGGACAUUCGGCCCUCCUCACAAGGAAACAGAGACCAAUCCAAACCAAAAUAGCUCUUAUGAAAGGUUAACGUUAGAAUAGAAAAUUCUGUUCGGCUACCAUAUGAUGGAACCUUUAUUCUGGGAACACCAGUGGGAACAGGACAAGUGUCCCCCGAAAUAGAGGUGUCCCUUCAAUAGUGGUAACUAAUACAAAUGUUGUAUAAACUGUUUGUUGUGGGAACAAAGUUUGUGUCCCUUUGAUGGAGGUGUCCCCUAUAAAGAGUUGUGCAAAAGGACAAGGCAAUGGGUGUUUCCUCGGAAAGGAAGGCCCCACCCAGUAGAUGCAACCUGUUUGCUUUUCUUUCCAACACUGCUGAUCAAACCAGUUUGCCUUUCUGAAUGUCUUUAUCUUUUUCUCCUUUCAGGCAAUGGUAUCAGAAAUUGCACCAAGUGUGUACCUCCGUUUGUGUUAUUUAAACACUAUUGUAUCCGAGAGUGUCCCAAGCAUGGGUGGGUAUUAGACAAGAAUAGUCAGAAGUGUAUAGAAUGCCAUGCGUCCUGCUCAAGAUGCAUUGGACCCACGGAAAAUGACUGCAUAGCGUGUAGUCGGCAUGACAUGAGCCUUGUUGGGUUUUCGUGUAAGAAAGAAUGCCCUCAUGGAACAUUUCCCAAUCGCUUGACAGGAGUUUGUGAGAGGUGCCAUCCAAGGUGUGAAACAUGCUCAGGACCUGGCGAAAUGCACUGCAAAACUUGUGCAAAAGACCUUUUUCAUAAUAAAAGGAAUGGAAGCUGUAGCUCACUUUGUCCACCAGGGCAGUUUUCAGUACAAGGGAAAUGUAGCAGUUGUCAUGCAACCUGCAGAACUUGCAAUGGUCCAGGUAGUUCUGACUGUCUGGACUGCCCUGAUGGUCAGGUGCUGCAAAAUUUUACUUGUGUCAACAGCUGUCCGGAUGGCACAUAUGUCACUGAAAAGGAUGGAAUCCAUCAAUGCCGGCAGUGUCAUCCAGUCUGUGACAUUUGCCAAGGACCAACCAUGAACAGCUGUAUCAAAUGCAAGAAACCGCUCUACAUUGAGGGCAGGUUGUGUGUCACGCAAUGUUCACGCGGUCAUUCCCUGGAUGAACACACAAGGACUUGUCUUCCUUGUGGAAGUGAGUGCAAGAAUAAAGCUGGAGCUCGGAAUCGUUCUGUUCAUGACCAAGAUAAUCAAGUCCUGAAAUAUGUACUUGAUGAUUCCCACAAGAACAGUUUUUCAUUAGUUGCUGUUGCAGUUGGGUCUGUUUCAGUAGUUGUUUUUCUUCUUAUUUUUGGAAUUCUCCAAUUCCGAACAAGGAAGAUUUUUAGAGGUAGAAGAGGUAUCAAGGCAACAAUCACGAAAAGUGAGGAUGAGGAGGAAUGCAGGACUUCUCUUAUAGAAGGUGAAGAAAACAGAGCUUAAACCCCUUUCGUCCUUAUAGUUGAUUUUUCGAGCUGCGGGUUUUUCAGUUAUUAUUGUUAUUAUUGAAUUUUACUUUUAUAUUAUGAAUAAUAUAGGGCAUAUAUAUUCAAUUUUAUCGAGAUAAGGUUCUUUUUAGAGCCUGAUAUUUAAUAAGUACUUCUGUAUAGUGUUAAUACACGUGCAAUGUACUUAAACGGGUCGUAUCGAUCUUGGCGUCGCAAAUAACUAUCUUCUCGAAGUUUAGCAUACCUGAAAAUUGGAAAGUUUGUCAUUCAGCCAUAAAUGUCUUCGGUAUAAGCUGUCGUAGAUCGUUUUUUAUCCAUGUUACGUAGCGGAAAUAACAGCCAUGUUGUGUUCACUCCAGGGGAAGCGUGGCUGUUACACUGACUGGGAAUACAUUAUGCCUUACCAUGUGCCUAUUGCAACGCAUUGCAACAAUAACGAUAGUAACACGUUUAUUCUAACCGUAACUAUCACUUUCUCAACGUUUUCUGGAACUAGCCUUGGCGUAAAUACGCAUAUUAAACGCUUAAACGUUGUUUUUCUUGCGCAAGAGUGCAUCAUGCCUUGCUUACACAUUGCUUGAAAAGCGAGACUUCAUACUUAAUAACAGUAAGUUCAGCUAUAAAUGUUACCCGUACUGAGCGUCUUCUUUAAAAGAAAAGAAAUUGCGCAUAUGUCUCUGAGAGAGAUGCGUUUCGUUGAAAUGACACUUUUACUCUAAACAUGUUUUCAUUGAAUAUGAAAGGCAACUUUACUGUUUCCAUUUUGAAGUACAAUAACACGUGAACUAUCAAGUCAUAUCUCUGCUACACAUCUAAAAUGUUAAUGCGAACACAAAAUUUUACUUACCAGUUAUAUCCUUCAACGUUUAACUGCAGCCCUAAUAGUGAUAGCAUCAACUUUCUCUUUGUAAUAUCAAUGCUUCAUAAAACAGUAGUAACAAGAAUUAAGAUCGUGAUUUGCUUGAUAUUGUAACAGCUUCUCCCCACUACAUCUAUAAGAAAUGUAUGGGGGCAUCAAGCGAGAAUUUAAAUUUUGAUACAAGGGUUUAAAGCUAAAAUCAGAGAAAUGCUCCGUGUGUAACAACUGUUAACGGUUAAAUUAUGCAGUAAGCUGAACUGUGAUGUCAGUAAAUUUUGCUGCUUCAAAAGUGAGUACCAGCCAAACCAACAAUUGUACAUCAUAAAUAUGUAUCAAUGAAAUGUUACAAUACGUGUACACUCUUUUUUUUUUUCAUAGGAACCUUUUUUAUAAGAACGUUCAGCCUGAAUGUUGCCUAAAUAUUAAGAACACGCUAAGAACACACCCGAGACUCAGAGAAGAACGAUUUAUUUUUCACUGCUUUUACUUUCGUAAAUCUAGAAAACCUGAAUUUAUCUUCUCUGGGUAAUGUCCUACAUGGAAUCAGAGUGCAUGUACAAUUUUGUUCUUUCAACACAUUCCUACUGUGUAUGGUCUAUAAUACAUGUACAUUGUACUUGUACAAUUCAUUGAUGUGAAAACUAUAAUCAUUGUCUUAUCUUGUCUACAUGUAGCUUAAAAGAUAAGAACGACGCGGGCUCAACUCGAAAAAUGGACGUUCUUAUAAAGAAAGAGUGUACCGAGAUGGAAUCCGGUUUCUUUGUAAAGUGUGUGAUUAUUUUUUGUAAUUUAUAUUUUCAAAAAUUAAUGUAAAACUAUACGCGAAGUAUUUCGUAGUUUAUUGACUUAAUAUAGAGCGGGGAUCUUUUUAAAAUUGAUAGGUGACUAAAUUGUUUGCUCUGCAACAAACAAGUCGACAAUACACUAUUAAUAAUAAGGUUAUAGAUAGAAUGAUUGCAAUAUUUACGACUAUAAUGCAAGUCGUGGAAAAUUUUAGAGAAAUAUGAAGGAGA
Molecule: messenger RNA, 22599 nt
Organism: Porites evermanni
Lineage: Eukaryota; Metazoa; Cnidaria; Anthozoa; Scleractinia; Poritidae
Source: the annotation of a GenBank genome assembly